Molecule: messenger RNA, 523 nt
Organism: Vespa crabro (European hornet)
Lineage: Eukaryota; Metazoa; Arthropoda; Insecta; Hymenoptera; Vespidae
Product: U6 snRNA-associated Sm-like protein LSm5
Exons: 3
Coding region: 143-418 (91 amino acids)
Biological process (GO): mRNA splicing, via spliceosome
Cellular component (GO): Lsm1-7-Pat1 complex; U6 snRNP; U4/U6 x U5 tri-snRNP complex
Molecular function (GO): RNA binding
Source: RefSeq, a predicted model, not a curated record
GAAUUUGGUAACACUGAAUUGUUGUACGCUAAAAGCGCGGUCUAGCAGUACGUAAAUAUAUUUUGAGGUAAAAGUAUUAUUUUUAAAUUGUGAUUUCUCUUUCUAUCUUUCUCUCUAUCUCUCGAUUAAGUUAUUAUAAAUAAUGACCAGUUCGGUUAGUACAAAUCCUUCUACCUUAUUACCUUUAGAAUUGGUCGAUAAAUGUAUUGGAUCGCGAAUACAUAUUAUAAUGAAAAACGAUAAAGAGAUCGUUGGUACUUUGUUAGGAUUCGAUGAUUUUGUAAAUAUGUUAUUGGAGGAUGUGACGGAGAGCGAAGCAACUCCUGAAGGUCGACGAGUUACAAAAUUAGAUCAAAUUCUUUUAAACGGUAGCAAUAUCACCAUGCUUGUGCCUGGUGGAGAGAUGCCAGAUACAUAAAAUCACGUUUCUCUUUUCACAUAUUUGAUAUAUAUAUAUAUUAUAUGUAAACACGACAUUUAUUUAAUAAUGUAUAAUAAUAAGCGACGCGUAUACUAACAAGUA